UAUUAUUAUUAUUAUUAUUAUUAUUAUUAUUAUUAUUAUUAUUGAUCACGUGUUGCAGCCUACUCACAUCGCUCUUGCUGCCUAAAACAUCAGUUGCUUAAAUUUCUCGAUGAAUCAUUCGUCUUCCUAUAUAUAUGCGCUUGAACCUUAUUAAUUCAUUCGACUCGUAAUUCGCCUCUGUAUUUGUUUGCUCACUCGCGUUAGCAUUUCUGCUUGGAUCCGCUUUGUGUGUUUGUGUCUCAGUGAUUUGCUCUGUUCAAUGGCAAAUUGUAGUCUAUGCUUCGUAUUGUCUCCUGAAAUUUAUACACCGUUGUGAUUUAUCUAGGAAUGGUUAUCAGGAAGAUUGAUGUAUGAAACUUUAGGAAGUGUGUCGAAGAUAAUCCCCUACAAGUCCUAUCUGGUGGUAUAUAGGCUUGUCCAAGUCACCAUUAAUUGGUAACCAACGUCUAUACAAAGUACUUCUAAAGAAUAGUGGGGACCUGUCUGGACUCUUGCUGUGGUUGGACAGUAAAAAUGGUCAGAAGGACCAUUUUCCUGGGAAUUUGUGCGAGUGUUACUAGAGGCUUGGUAAAUGAGAUCACACUAAUUCGCGAUAUUGUAAAUGGUCCCUAGGUCCAAAGUCAUGUUUGAACAUACUAAACAGGCUACUCCAAUAGUUACAACUACCAACUAGUACUCACUAAAAAUGAUAACUCUGUUUUAGAUUUUAAUUUAUCUAUACAUCUUGUCCUCUGUUGGAUAAUUACGAAAGUUCAUGUUGUGGAACUUUAGCUUAGUAUCCCGAUUAUCAGUAAAUGUUGGCAUAGUGUCUCGAUCCAAUAAUUCGAAUGUCACUACUUCUAGGGGAAUAUGUUUAGUAUAAACAUAUGUGAGUAUGCUUAGUUUCCUAAUACUAACUUAAAGUAAGUUUACAUUCAUAACUUUCCGUUAUAAAUAAACUUUGAUUACUAUUCCAAACCUGCACAAAUUUACAAAUGCUUUUUAACUCCAAACUGGGUCCAUGUAAGUUGAUUUAGUGCAAUUGUCAGUAAAAAUCGAUUCGUAAUAGUCAGGAUCAGUUAAUAACCGAUAAAAAUACACUAGUCCAAGAACCUAGUUAUCUAACUGUUACUAUCAAACAACUAUUAUUCGAAAGAUGGAAAUUACCACAUGGAUAUCGUUCUGCUGCAUAUUUAUGGCAGCCUUAUGGUGAUUCAAAAUGACGUCAUUCAUACUACUUCAUUACUUAAACUACUAUCAGAAACGCCUUAGAAACGGCACACUACUCCAUUCACCUACUUUAGUAAUCCCUAAGUAGGUUCUCAGCGCUGGUGUUUUCUAAUAUAUUUGGUUUUUGGUUUUAAUACAAACUUUUGUCCAAAGGAAAUUAUUAAGUUUUUCGUUCCUAUUUACAUAGUAUUCGGUACUAGUAACCUAACUGGUCGGUGAUUCUUUUUCUACAGCUCUGAUUAAAAUAAGUAAUAUUCAUCCAAUUUGUACUUGUGGUUUUAGAUAGUUGAAGCUAUUACGACGAUCCUGUAAACAACUGUAAAGAUGGGUAAACAAAAAACCCAACAAGAUGAAGACAUAAGUCUUGAGGAUAAUCCUAAUAACCCCACGUUUGAAACAGAGAAAUCACCUAAAACAUCGAAAAUACGUGCACGUAAGCACCAUGAUGAAGCCAAAGCUGUCAAUCACAAUGACCACAACACAUCUCUGUCAUCUAAUAAAAUUAAACAAAAAGGUGAAACAGUUAUUGUAAAAGAGUCUAAAAAAGAUAAAAAGCUUAAACGAAAGCUCAGUUCUAAUCCUCGGAGCGGUGAUGCUAUUCUUGAUAGUACUGAGUUCAGUUCUGAGAUGAGGAAGGACAGUGUGUCAGAAUUACCGUUAAAAAAGAGAAAGCAUAGUUCUACGUCUAGUGGUCAGAACGAAUGCGAUUUAAGUAAUGAAAAUACUUGCCAUGGGGUUGAUAUACCUAGGCUCAAAACAAAUAACGAAGCGUCUUCGGAACAUAAAACACAGAACUACUGUUCUUUGUUGGAUGUUCAUCCUAAAAGCACCUCUGGUGACCAAAAAGCAUUGAAGAGAUAUAAGGGGGUCGAACUCAGGAAAAAUGAGGCUGUAAAUAAAUCAAAAGAAAGGAAAAGAAGAAAGGACGUUUCCUCGUUAGGAAUUCAAAGUCAAAGUAUUUCUUCCAACCAAACGGUAUCUAGCACAUCUUAUAAAAGCAAGUUACCAGACGGUAUAACAGUAUCGUAUAACUUGUCAAAACCCAAAAGGUGCAAACAGAAUGCUCCACACAAGAUUGAAGAAGGAAAAUGGUAUCAUGAAUCUGAACUUUCUAAUGACGAAGAAUAUUUCACGAGUGAUGAAAGUUCUAUUGAAGUAGAUAACCCACAAAGUAGAAGCCUUCAACGUCAAAAUAGACGACUGUUAAAUGAACGUUUAUCAAGAACCAUAUUCGUUGGCAAUUUACCACUGAAUAUUACCAAAAAAAGAGUGGAAGCUCUAUUUAAUAAUGUACUGAAAAAUAACAAAAUUUCAUCUUCAGAUUGCCGUGUUGAAUCCGUCAGAUUUCGUGGUGUUAUUCCAGUUACUGGUGGUACUAGUAGAUUAGCACGAAAACGUGCAGCUAUCACGGGUGAAUCUUCAGGUGUUUCUAAAUUUCGUAUGGGUUAUGUUGUUCUAACAACAAAGAUCGGUGUACCAAUUGUACUUUCCUUAGAUGGAUGCUGUUUGAAUUCGGAUGGUUUUAUUGUGAAUCCGGAAGAAUCAAUUAAUGUCAUUGGUGAUAAAACUGAAUCUACCAAUAAUGGUAGUAAUAAUAAUAAUACUAAUGACGUAUAUCAUAUUCGAGUUGACAAAGCAACUGAUAAUAAUGAUAAAACACAUUGUAAACUAGAUAAUAGUGUUUUUGUGGGCAAUCUACCGUUCGAUUGUAAUGAAGAAGAGAUUUACAGCACUUUGUCUACAUUAGGAUCAAUAAAAAGUGUCCGUCUAAUACGUGAUUCUCAAACUGGUGCUGUACGUGGAUUCGGUUAUGUAGCAUACAACGACCCAUCGAUUAUACCAUUAGCUAUACGUUCAUCUAAUACACUGAGUAUACGUGGGAGACAAAUAAGAAUUAUGGAGUGUAAAGUGAAGAAAAUUAAAAAUAAAGAAGGCUCUCAACAGAUUAAAUUUCAUCGUCAUCGUCACGAUAAAAAUAAUAAAAUAUUCAAUACUGAUCCGAAGAAAAAGGAUAAACGAGCAAAAAAGGCGAUAAAGAGGGAAAAGAUGAAGGGACAACAACCAUUCAAGUUAACUCAUAGUGACACUGGUGAUGGCAAUAAUAAAAAGAUGUCAGAAAAUAAUGAAGUGCUUUUUAAGAAAAAAAUACACAAAAAGAAGAAAACGUUGAAUAACAUGAAGAUACACAAAAAAUAAACUGGUUAGAAACUGAGGAAUUAAUAAUGUAAAUGUGUAUAUGUAUAUUUUAAAUAUAAUAUAUACCAUAAUUUAUAUCAUGUACAUAAUGUAACGAUGCAUAUUGCAUUAAAUAAAUAACUGAUUGUAAUUAGACUUUGUAUUUGCUAGUAUA
Schistosoma margrebowiei is the source of this 3559-nucleotide messenger RNA. Lineage: Eukaryota; Metazoa; Platyhelminthes; Trematoda; Strigeidida; Schistosomatidae. The record is from the annotation of a GenBank genome assembly.